Ostertagia ostertagi is the source of this 330-nucleotide messenger RNA. The record is from the annotation of a GenBank genome assembly. NCBI's taxonomy places the organism in Eukaryota, Metazoa, Nematoda, Chromadorea, Rhabditida, Trichostrongylidae.
GCUAUAUUGUCACCGUGAUCGCUUUUCUGCAUGCAAUUUGUCUGUUCAACGAGCUCUAUGUCGAAGCUCGGCAGUUGAGAUUUCAUCCCGCUUCACGCUCGGAGUGCUUUCGUCAAACAUGCGUCUAUGUGUUCGUCUUCAUGGCACAGGCGGCAAUGUUUCUCAUGUUGGCCGUGGAUUACCUACUUGCCGUGACGAUCCCUCUCAGCGAUGCCGCAGAACGUACAGUCGGUUAUGUACGUCAUCAUAGUGCUCGAUGUUGCCGUCCUCCUAACACUCACUACAGUAAUCGGAUUAGGGAGAUGGAGAAGGAAGAAGAGAAGAAGCCUU